Messenger RNA from Colletotrichum lupini, 1770 nucleotides. Its product is annotated as FAD binding domain-containing protein. The transcript has 8 exons. The coding region runs from base 1 to 1770 and encodes 589 amino acids. NCBI's taxonomy places the organism in Eukaryota, Fungi, Ascomycota, Sordariomycetes, Glomerellales, Glomerellaceae. The record is from RefSeq and is a predicted model, not a curated record. Gene Ontology annotation, molecular function: FAD binding.
AUGCUUGAAAUCGCCCAGCUAUCACGCCCAGAGGGCGCUUACAAGGUUGACUUCUCAUCUUGUAAUUUGAAACCAGACAAUGUUCAAGUGGGAGAUGUUUCAGUGGAGGUACCUGUUCUCAUCGCAGGCGGUGGUCCGACUGGUCUGUUCACAGCAUACAUGUUGUCUAAACAUGGUGUGAAAUCGCUUCUCAUUGAGAAGUAUCCUGAACGGCUGGCUGCACCCAAAGCGCAUGCAUUGAGCCCGAGAACCCUUGAAAUAUGUAGACAAUAUGGACUUGACACAAGAGCGAUACGUCAAUUAGGGUCACCUCGUGAUGAUGCCUACUGGGUCAAUUUCUUGCCGAACCUCACGGGCGAGAAGAUUGGUGUCCUUCCGUAUGAGCGGAUGGACGCUGGUGUCCUAGAGAGUACACCUGAGAUGAUCCACAAUAUCCCGCAACCCGAUUUUGAGAAAUUUGUUGCAAAACAUCUAGAAAACGACCCAAAUGUUGAGAUUCGAAAAGGGGUUGGUUUCAUUUCGUGUGAGCAGCGAGGCGAUAAAGUGACGACCGUCGUUGAAGAGCGCUCCACGAAGCGUCGUUGGACAGUUACCUCCAGGCACGUUGUUGGCUGCGAUGGAGCAAAAAGCCAAAAUGGUGUUGGCAUGCUGCAUUGGAUCGCCGACCCUGCUUGCUCCGGUUUUAUCAUUGCAUAUGAUAUAGAUGGAAACCAGGUUUUGAUCAGCAAUUUUGAUUCAAAAAGACAUCCGGUGGAAACAUGGACAGAAGAACUCGCGCAUGCCACCGUGUCUGCUGCGAUAGGACAAAAGAUACCGAUCCAGAUCAAGAGUUUUAGACCAUGGGUAUUAAGCCGCAAGGUGGCAAAGGAAUACCGUCGUGGAAACGUGUUCUUGGUUGGCGAUGCCGCACAUUCAUUCCCUCCUACUGGUGGCCUGGGACUCAACUCUGGCCUGGCGGACGCGCACAACCUUGCCUACAAGGUCGCCGCCGUACACCAGGGUUGGGCGAAUCCACGGAUUCUCGACACUUAUGAGACUGAUAGACGACCAAUUGCCGUCAUCGCGGCAGCUCAGAGUGUCAAAAAUGGGAAGUCUAUCUUUUCUUUCCUCAAGGCCAUCGGGACGGCAGAUGUUGAAGACCUCGACGAGGCCCGGAAACGGAUGUAUGAAGCCAUCCACGACCCGGCCAAGCAAAACUUGAUCGCCGAGAAAGUCGAGGGACAACGUGAACAUUUUGACAACCUUGAAAUUCACAUUGGGUACGUGUACGGUGACACGAAGGCACCUGCGAAUGCGUCGGACUUUACGCCAAAGUUCCAGGUUGGCGCCAGGUUGCCACAUGCUUGGAUCAAAUUCACCGAGCCGAAUGAUGAAAGUGAAAUUUCGCAUCAGCCCAUCGACACGUCGUAUGUGAAAGAGCUAUCGAAUGAGCAAAUCGAAGCUCAACGCUAUUCUACACUUGACCUGGCGAGUGUAGGUACAUUCUCUCUCAUUGUACCAUGUCGAGGAGCUUGGAAACAACGGUUUGAAGACUGCGAAGAGGCCCUUGGGAACAAAAUGAGUUCUCGCCUUACCCUUUGGGGUGCGGACGUCGAUUUCCAGUUUACUUCUGACAGUCACCAAAAACUGUACGAUACGAAAGGUGGGUUUUCUGUGGGAGGUGCAAUUCUGGUCAGACCAGAUCAGCAUAUUCUAGGUUGCAUCAGCCCAGAUGCUUCCGCAACCGACAUCGUCGCCCUCAUUGCUGAUCAUGUCGAUAUACAGCAUUAG